AUGGGCGUCGAAUCCAAGGAACCACGGCUGCACGACCUCGAGUCUGGGAGGCACGCGCCCGCCUCGCAGCGCACAUGCACGCCAUCGCUGUGGCUGCCCCCGCUCGCCUUUGUGCGACGCAAGAAGCUGCUCGUCGUUCUGCUGCUCGUGCCGGCCAUGUACAUGAUGCUCGUGUACAACGGCAACGCAUCCGCACCGUUCGACUACAACGCCGCCUCCGAAGCUGGUGCGCAUGUGCUCGACUCGCUGCAGUCGUCGCUCCACCACGCCGCGCCUGCGGUCAACGAGCUGGCAGCCAAACUGCCCACGCCACCGCACCACUACGACGACGCACACCUCGACCAGGACGGCCACCUUCACAACGCGCUGCUGGACAAUCUGCAUGUGGAAGGCACCCCCGAACUCGCCGCACUCAAGCAGAAGCUCGACCACGACCCAACUGCGUCGGCUGCCACCUCCAAGCUGGAUCUGGCGCUCCAGGUGGGCGAGAUGACCAAGUUCGACGCCAAGGACGAAAGCAUGCUUCUGCUCCUUCACGCCCUCAAAGACAAAAAGUUUACGCUCGAGGACGACUGGAACGGCAUCUUUUUCGAGCGCACGCCUCUGGAAGGCGGCCUGUUUGCCUCGCUCAACGCCGGUCCUACCAACAAGUUCACCCAGCUGCUCGCACACGUCGGCCUGCCCACACCCUCCAACACCACCGGCCAGCCAUCUUCGCCCAAGUUCUCCAUCCUCAACGACGCACAUCAGCUCUACUCGCUCUCGCGCGCCGACUGGGUGGCACGCAUGCGCGAGCCGUUGGGCUUGACCGUAUUCAGCAAGAGCUACUGCCCCUACUCGAAGCGCACCAAAGCACUCCUCACCUCGCUCAAUGCCACCUUUACGGUGCACGAGGUGGAUCUGCGACCGGAUGCGCACAACCUCCAGCCAUUGUUGGCACAGCUCACGCGCCACAAGACCUUCCCCACCGUCAUGGCGAGGGAUAGGCUCGUGGGCGGCAACGACGAUGUGCAGGCCUUGAACAAGAUCCAUGCGCUGAACAGCAUCCUCCAGUCCCUUGCCUCUCCACCAUCAUCUCCCACUUCGCACAUCUCGUCGGCAGCCAUGGACUCGGAAGCAGGGCCAAGCUCAGCACCGCUCUUCAAGAAGCGUUCCAAACCACAGCGCGCAGCACGCAUCACUACCGCCAUCGACGAUGCUCCUGCGACCGACCCGACCAGCACACCGCCAUCAACCGACCCAGCCGCCGACGACGAGCUGUCGGUGCAGGAUCUCAUCGCGCUUCGUAGUCUCGCACGUCGACCGGAUGGGAUCGAGCUCGACCGACUCAAUCGCGGCGAUCGUCCCCGCAAACACAACCAACCUAAGACUGCCGACGAGGACUCCACCAAACGCAUCUCGAAUCGAGCGGGCGACGAUGACAGCGACCACCAAGACAAGCCGCGUCUGGUGCGCAAGAACAACUUUCAGGGCGAGACAGGCACCGUCGACGUCGACAAACACAUGAUGGCGUACAUUGAGGACCAGAUGCGGAAACGCACAGGCAGUUCGGACAACGUCGACGCAGCAGCCAUCGUGGCCGCGGUCAACGAUCCCGAGGAUGCGCUUUACGCAGUGGCGGAAACGUACAAGCAGCUGCACCGAUCGAUCAAGCCCGAACAGACGCAGGAGCAGCGCGAGGGCAACGUCGCCUUUUCCUCGGCCAUGCUCACCUCGAUCCCCGAGGUGGACUUGGGCAUCGAUGCGCGCAUGGCCAACAUCCAGCACACCGAGGCAGCAAGGCGCGAGGCUAGUCAGCCCAAGCCUGCGCGAAACGACGUCGAUGAGGAUUACGCCAAUGCAAGGUUUCAACGCGCCAGGCCAAGGCAGGAUCAUGCACAGGCGUCGAACGGAUCGCGUCCAGAACGACGCCAGAUGGCAACCGACCAGCUCGUGCUAGAUCGCUUUAAGAAACGACAGCGAAACUUUCGAUAA
This is a messenger RNA of Moesziomyces antarcticus, 1974 nucleotides long. RefSeq lists its product as uncharacterized. Gene Ontology annotation, biological process: mRNA splicing, via spliceosome. The transcript has 3 exons. The coding region runs from base 1 to 1974 and encodes 657 amino acids. Lineage: Eukaryota; Fungi; Basidiomycota; Ustilaginomycetes; Ustilaginales; Ustilaginaceae. Gene Ontology annotation, cellular component: spliceosomal complex. The record is from RefSeq and is a predicted model, not a curated record.